GCGAGCAACUGCGAGAGAAAGGAACAAUUUCUUUGUCAAGCGUUGACGCAUUACGAAUAAGGAAAGACGGCACAUGAAUCACGGCGAACGGAUGCUAUUCAGUCCAGCACAAUUUCAGCGCUUCAAUUCCGGCAAAGAUGGUGAGAGAUAAAGGCAGAGAAGAUCGAAGUGAUCGGAGAAGAAAAGCAAUUACAAGAUGCGGCGAAUCUCGUAAUGAGAUUUUGGCAAUUGGCAUUAACACUACCGCUUAGAGCCAUGAUAAAGGCGGGCGAUCAGACGCAUAAAGUAGAUGCGGCCAAUCCUCUCAUUUGCCGUGUGAGACUGUGAGCUUGAUCGUGGUUGGAGGAGAAAGUUCCGGAGAGGUUAGAAACGCUUUGCAGCUGCAUACCAAUUUGCUGUUGAAGAGGAAUCAGACAUGGCUAAUGCAACUCGAAAACCAUUAAGGAGCAAUCAAGGAAGCCUAAGCAGAAAAGCAGGACUUGCAGAUCAAGAAGGUCGAAAUUGUCGCACUGUAAAUGAAAGAAAGCAGAGGAGGAGGAUGAAGAACAGAGAAUCUGCUGCGAGGUCAAGAGCUCGCAGGCAAAAAUACAUGAUGGAAUUGGAAGCGGAAGUUAACAAGUUGAAAGAUGAGAACCAAGAAUUUCAGAGGAAACAAGAACACCUGAUGGAAUUGGAAGCAGAAAUUAAAAGAUUGAAAGAUGAGAACCAAGAAGUUGGGAAGAAGAAACAGGAAUUCGCAAGGGAAUUAGAAGCAGAAAUCAAAAGGUUGAAAGAUGAGAACCAAGAAGCUCAGAGGAAGGAGGAGCAGGAAUAUAUGAUGGAAUUUAAAGCUGAAAUUAAAAGGUUGAAAGAUGAGAACAGAGAAGUUAUGAGGUCCAAGCAUGAAUACAUGAUGAAAUUGGAGGCAGAAAUCAGAAUGUUGAAAGAUGAGAACCGAGAAGUUCAGAGGUCAAAGCAAGAAUAUGUGACAGAAUUUGGAGCAGAAAUUAAAAGGUUAAGAGAUGAGAGCCAAGAAGUUCAGAGAGAAAACAAGAGGUUGAAAGAUGAGAAUCAAGAAGUUUGGAAGUCAAAGCAGGAAUAUAUGAUGGAAUUUGGGGCAGAAAUAAGAAGGUUGAAAGAUGAGAACCGAGAACAUACAAUAGAAUUGGAAUCAGAAAUCAUAAGGUUAAUAGAUGAGAAUCAAAAACUUCAAAAGAAGAAUCAAGAGAAUGAAUCUUCCUUUGUUAUUGUAAACAAGACAAGGCUUCCAAUGAAUCAUGUACAAGUCAAGCAGGAACCACUAGACUUUCCACCAGACCCAAUUUUCUUCUCUCUUGAAGAAGACUGGAAAAUAUCUGAUGAGCUCCUCAGAUUAUAGGUGUCAAAUAUUUGGAAUAAAAAAAGAAGAAGAAAUUGUUUUUAGAAUUGUCGUGUUAGAUCUUUUGGAAGGCUCUGUUAUGUCCUUUUAGUAUUUAUUCUUAUUUUACGUUUUUCUUUUUUGCAACAAUAAAUGUGAUUCUGGUGAAUUCCGUUUUAAUUAAUUCUCGAAUAAAAAAGAUAUAUUAGUGUCUUCCAAUCUUGCAAAUUUC
Messenger RNA from Prosopis cineraria, 1568 nucleotides. RefSeq lists its product as uncharacterized. Bases 416 to 1357 code for a protein of 313 amino acids. The transcript is spliced from 2 exons. Gene Ontology annotation, cellular component: nucleus. Gene Ontology annotation, biological process: positive regulation of DNA-templated transcription. The record is from RefSeq and is a predicted model, not a curated record. NCBI's taxonomy places the organism in Eukaryota, Viridiplantae, Streptophyta, Magnoliopsida, Fabales, Fabaceae. Gene Ontology annotation, molecular function: DNA-binding transcription factor activity.